Manis javanica (Malayan pangolin) is the source of this 3210-nucleotide messenger RNA. Lineage: Eukaryota; Metazoa; Chordata; Mammalia; Pholidota; Manidae. The record is from RefSeq and is a predicted model, not a curated record.
CGGUGGCGCGCGUUUGGAGCCGGGAACACCCCGGGAGACGGCUGCACCCCGCCGGGCCGGCCUCCUGGCUUUGGCGCGCUCGACUGCGCGGAGGUGAGAGUUCCUGACGGGCUCGGGAGGCGGCGGCCCCGGGGAAGGCGUGGCUCGCAGGGACUUGGCAGGAGAGCCCCACCUAGCGGAUGGGGAAACUGAGGCGGAAGCUGCCCUCCGAGUCCCGGGUGAGGCGACCCCUGAUUCAGGGCAACAGCCGGGCAGGGGCCUGCCGCUCCUCUAACAAAAGAGCCGGAGAGACGUGGUGCAUCGGCCUCCCGCCGGAUGUGAGAUUCCCUCCCAGGAGUGCGGGGCGGGGCGGGGGGCUCCCCUUCCUUCCGCAGGCACGCGCGGGGCCCGAGCACCGCUGCGCGGCCUCCGGACCCCUGUCCACGCCGGGGCUGGGUGGGCCGGCGGUAAGGCCAUUCAUUCCGCGGCCAACCUCUGGCCUCCUCUCCCCCAACCCCGGCCCCUGCUCGUUGAUGUCCACCGCCCUCAGCAGGACUGGUCCUUAAGUUAGUUAUCUCAUUAAUUUUUAAAGUCAUUUGUUAUUAUUUGUUUUUGUCUGUUCAGAGUGUGUCCCCACAGCUGGAAUGUAGGCUCUAGGAGGGAGGGACUUGGUUUUGUCCAUCGUUGGAUUCCCAGUUAUUUCAACAAAUACUUCCUGAGCGUCUCUUCCUGCACCCGGCUGGAUAACAGAGGCUAUUCCAACUGCCAAGCCGAAUCCCGCCCUAGACAUUCCGGGUCUGGACAGCACUGUACUCUGGGAACCAUGUGGUCAAAGCGCUGAGUGGUGUGACCAGACACGAGAGGCCCUUGCCCCAGCCCAGUGGGCUCUGCUGUCCUCUGAUGUCCAGUUUUUUUGCAUGACCCUCACAACAACCCUUUGAGAGAAAAGGCAGGGGAGGCUAGCCCAUUUCACAGAUGAAGAUACUGAGCACUCAGGGCACAAAACAAUUCUUAUCAGAGCCAUGAAGCUGAAUGAGAGGAGUGUGGCCCACUAUGCACUGAGCGACUCCCCAGCAGACUACACAGGCUUCCUGCGCACUUGGAGGGGGCCAGGGACUCCACCCACCCCCAGUGGCACUGGCCGAAGGUGCUGGUUUGUCCUCAAGGGCAACCUGCUGUUCUCCUUUGAGAGUCAAGAGAGCCGGGCGCCACUGAGCCUGGUGGUGCUGGAGGGUUGCACAGUGGAGCUGGCUGAGGCUCCUGUGCCUGAAGAGUUUGCCUUUGCCAUCCGCUUUGACGCCCCUGGUGUGCGCCCAUUCCUGCUUGCAGCAGAUGGUCCAGAGGCCCAGGAGGCCUGGGUGAAGGCACUGUCCAGGGCAAGCUUUGGCUACAUGCGCCUGCUGGUACGCGAACUGGAAAGUCAGUUGCGUGAUGCCCGUCAGAGCCUGGCUUUGCAUCGCCGCUCAUCUUGGAAGACUGUUACCAACCGCUGUAAGCCCCAGGCUCCUGAGCACUGGUCUUCGGGCCUGGAGAAUGGCCACUCCCCGCCCAGGGAUUGCAGCCCCAAGGGCUUGACAGAAGAAGGGGGCAGCAGGUCACCAUGGUGGGGCUUGCCCGAGGGGGAGUUGCAUGGCCCUACCAGCUUUCCAGGCAGGUGGCAGAGCCCUGUGACCCCUGAGACCUCCUGCUUUGCUACCCUGCACAAUCGAUAUGGCCAGGAGAUCAUGGAGCUGAGACGGAGGUGGCUGCAGAGGGUCCAUGACAGACAGCCAGAAUGUCAGGAACAGGAUAGGCCCUGAGUCUGGGCCUUUCUGAUUCUGCCCUUAUUCUGCUGGUCAGACACCAAGGCCAGUGCUUUUUCAGGGCUUUAAUGUUUACUCAUUCCUAAGGAUGCUUUUAUUUUUAGAGGGUUUCUCUCUUUCCUGAAUUUUAGGCCUUCUCCAGGUUCAGAUCCACCCUCAUGCCCAUAGGGGACAGAGGAAUCAUUACUUCUAACCCUUUAUUUCCUGAGGCCCAGAGAGGAGAGGUGGCUUCCUCAGCAACCAGAGUGAGAGCCAAGUCUCCGGACUGCACUGGACUGCCCCCUCUCAGGGUAUACUAAUGAAACGGAGGAAGCGGGGAAUAUUCCACGGCCACUGGUCAUCCUGCCUUUCACCUGCACGUCAGACUCUACAAACACAAUUUCCAAAAUGGAGAGUCUUGUGUAGAUUUAAAUACCAGAAGUUGGCUGCAAUGUUGUCUUGAGGGACUAACGUUGCCAGAGAAUGUUAAUAAAAGUAUUGUUGUGUCAUGGGGGUUUCUGGGGCCCAGCUCUGACUGAGUGGUGGGAAGACUGGUCAUGGGACCCCCAAGUCUUCAGUUUAGGACCCUUUGGAGGGAGAAAGCCCUCAGCCAAUAAAGAGAGACUUAUUCUGCUCAGAGAGUGUUGGGGCCCUGUCCUCUCUCCUUGGCUGCUCUGUCAACAGUGGGUGCUGGUCACUGCCCCAAGAGGGGCUGGUAGCUUUUAUAUGCCAACAGAAAUCCUUCCUGUACUCUGUCCUCAGCAGCCAGUUCCUGGAGCUGUCAGGUGGGAAGCUGAAGAUGUGGGGAGACAGCAUGACUCACUGGGAAAGCCAGAUUGUUACUUCUGUUUUUUCAGUCCUGGGCAUUCCAGGAGCUUGGGCACAGGAUUUCUGACACCCUGUGAUAAACUCUUCUUUCCUGACCAGGCUCCCCAAAGGUGUUCCUAAUCCCGAAACCCCCCAGGAACUCGUUCACGGUCCUGCUUGUUUCCCUGUGUCUGGCUGCCAAGACCCUCUCAUUGCACGGCACCAAGUGUUUGCUUACUCUGGGAGGCACAGUGGCUGGCCAGACUAGCCUGACACCCUAGGGAUGUGGUGGCAAUGACUGGAAGAUAGUUUGGACACACACUCCGUCUUCCUUGAUACACACAGAUACACACAGGUUGCCCCUUCCUGGCUUCUCUCUUUCUUAUUGGCUGGGGCCUUGGGCAGCGUGACCACGGCUGGACGCUGCGAGUCAGAGCCUCUUAAACCCAGGAGGCUCAGAUGCCAGCCAGGAUACAGGACCCAUCCCCACCCUGCUGGUUUCCCCGGAGGAAGGGCCAACUUCCCAGCCCUAUGAGGGAGCCCCACAGCCCACACCUUGUUUUAUACAUAGAAACUGUUAAGUUUUUGUUAACUUUCUUAUUGUUAGUAUUUUUUAUACAAUUAAAACUAAGUUUUUUCUUUA